Cryphonectria parasitica EP155 is the source of this 582-nucleotide messenger RNA. RefSeq lists its product as uncharacterized. Bases 1 to 582 code for a protein of 193 amino acids. The transcript has 2 exons. The record is from RefSeq and is a predicted model, not a curated record. Lineage: Eukaryota; Fungi; Ascomycota; Sordariomycetes; Diaporthales; Cryphonectriaceae.
AUGCCGUCACGUCCUACUUCUACCUUUCUGCUCCUGGCACUCGCCACUUCGUGCCUGGGCCGUGCAACACCUCUUGCGCCUCGCCAGAACGCAUGCUUCGUGGUCGGCAACGUCGCCCUGCCAGCCGAGGUCCAAGACUCGGUCACGGCCAUCCAGUCCAGCAUCACCUGCUCGUCGACGGCCACGACCAUCGACAACGUGCCAGACGUCACCUCGGGCAACGUCUCCUUCAGCAAUGUCGACUUCUCCACCUCGUCCUCCACCCCACUACAGUUCGCCCUGGACACCUUCGCCACCGCCGAUCCCCUCGCCAACUCGGACCUGCAGACCUUCCAGGACGAGCUGAACGUCUACCUCGCCACGGAGGCCGGCAUCCGCAGCGUGGGCGGCAGUCUCGCUGUGAAAGUGCCCAAGUUCUUCCUCGAGAUGCAGGUCAGCAGGAUCCAGACGGCGCAGGGAAACCCGCCUACGGACGCCGCGCUGCAGGUGGAUCAUCUCAGGGAUAAAGUCCUCACGAAUGCCGCGGGCGAGGACCAGAGUCUGCUGGACCAGGUUACUCAGCUUGCUACUGUUGUGUCAUGA